Molecule: messenger RNA, 2762 nt
Organism: Neltuma alba
Lineage: Eukaryota; Viridiplantae; Streptophyta; Magnoliopsida; Fabales; Fabaceae
Product: exocyst complex component EXO70E2
Exons: 3
Coding region: 435-2447 (670 amino acids)
Biological process (GO): exocytosis
Cellular component (GO): exocyst
Molecular function (GO): phosphatidylinositol-4,5-bisphosphate binding
Source: RefSeq, a predicted model, not a curated record
CGUAUAAUAUGUUUAGCAGCCAGCGAGUCGCAUGGACGGAGUGCAGCCUAUCAUAGAAAUCGCAGCCUAUCAUAAUAGUCCGGUUACAAUUAAAUCUCCGGAAUUCUCGCUCACUUGCUUUUCCGCAAAACAGAGAAAUUUAUAGAAGUCUACUCCUUCGUUUUUUCUCCCUCUUAUUCACUGUUUCUGCUUUUUGUUCUUCACCAAUGUUCGGAGCAGUCCCUCAAGCUUAAGCCUUUAUGUUCUGCGCUGCUUGUUCCGCUUGCUACUCUCGUUGUUGUUGGCUCAAGUUGGAGUGUAAGGGCCAGAUCCUUUCAAGGGAAAAGGGAGAGGGUAUAGACUGCUUCUCUUAGUCCUAUUUAUUUCAGGGUUUUGACUGGUUUGAUCGGUUUUGGUGAUUGAUUGUUCCUCUGGGGUUUGGGCUCUCUAUCUCCAUGGCUAUAGAGGAGUCUGAUUCUAAGCAUGUCCUCUCAGAGCUAGAAAAUGAAGAGGAUUUAAUUGCUGCAGCGAAGGACAUUGUGAGGGCUUUAGGGUCAAACAGGAACCUCACAAGUGAUGCCAAGAAAAUUCUGGCUGAUCUUGGAACCCGUUUGGCCUCCAUGACCGAACCCUCUGAGAAGCAGGAGGGAGAUGAAGGGGACGGAAAGCAAGAAGAGGAAGAAGAAGGAGUUAGGGCAAUUGAACAUCGGCUCAAUAUCAUCGAAGAGAAAAUUACGAGGUGGGAAGCAGAUCGGUCUUGGAUUUGGGAUUCAGGACCCGAUGAAACAUCUGAGUAUCUGGCUGCAGCUGAUGAAGCACGCCUAUUGAUUGAAAAGUUGGAGAGUUCAGAUUUGAAAAGAGAGGAUCACGAGUACAAGUAUCUGCUGAGGGCUCACAGUGUUCUUCAAACUGCUAUGGCCCGGCUCGAGGAAGAGUUCAUGAACUUACUCAUCCAGUACAAGCAACCUUUUGAACCUGAAUACGUGUCUUUUCGAUCUACCGAAGAUGAUUCGGUUGAUGAGGGCUUUAUAGUCCCUUCAGUUGAUGACUCGACUGAAGAGUCACUGCCAAGAGAGAGUGUGGUGAGCAGAGUCUCAGAGGAACAUAUAAUUGACUUAGUUCAUCCGCAUGUGAUCCCUGAACUCAGGAGUAUUGCACAGCAAAUGUUUGAUUCAAAGUAUGACCGGGAAUGCUCCCAUGCCUAUACCGUUGCCCGAAGGGAUUCCUUGGAGGAAUGUCUUGCGAUUCUUGAAAUGGAAAGGCUGAGCAUUGAGGAUGUGUUGAAAAUGCAGUGGGGUGCUUUGAAUUCCAAGAUCAAAAGAUGGGUUUGGGCUGUGAAAGUGUUUUUCAGGGUGUAUCUUGCAAGUGAGAAGUGGCUAGGUGACCAGAUUUUUGGGGAGGGCGAACCAGUUAGUGUCUCUUGCUUUGUUGAUGCAUCAAAAGCUUCAAUAUUUCAGCUUCUGAACUUUGGUGAAGCGAUGUCCAUUGGCCCCCACCAGCCUGAGAAACUGUUUCGUAUUCUUGACAUGUAUGAGGCCCUGGCUGAACUCAUUCCAGAGAUAGAUGCUUUGUAUCCACACGAAGUUGGUUCUUCUGUUAGAAUUGAAUACCAUGAAGUUUUAUCGAGAUUAGGUGAUUGUGCGAGGUUAACAUUCCUUGAAUUUGAAAAUGCUAUUGCAACAAAUGCAUCUACAAACCCUUUUGUAGGUGGUGGAAUCCAUCCUUUAACCAGAUAUGUCAUGAAUUAUUUGAACACUCUAGCUGACUAUGGUGAGACCCUUGAUUUGCUUCUGAAGAACAAAGAAGAAGAUGAUGCCAUUUUGCUGUCACCUGACAUGAGCCCAGAUACUGAAGAAAAUAGCAAACUUCCGGGGUCUCCCAGCCCAGUUUCCGCGAUGGCCCUCCAUUUCCGAUCAGUUGCUUCGAUCCUUCAAUGCAAACUUGAUGAGAAGUCCAAGUUAUACAAGGAUGCUGGCUUGCAGCACUUAUUCUUGAUGAACAAUAUACACUAUAUGGCUCAGAAAGUUAAGGGGUCUGAACUUAGGCUCAUAUAUGGAGAUGAAUGGAUUCGAAAGCAUAACUGGAAGUUUCAGCAACAUGCUAUGAACUACGAAAGGGCUAGUUGGAGUUCCAUUCUCUCUUUGCUUAAGGACGAUGGAGUUCAGGUUCCCGGUUCACAUUCUAUCUCAAAAAAUCCUUUGAAGGAGAACUUACAGAGAUUCUAUCUUGCCUUCGAGGAUGUUUAUAAGAGCCAAACAGCUUGGUCUAUCCCUGAUGUGCAGCUUCGUGAAGACUUGAGGAUCUCUAUAUCCCUAAAAGUGAUUCAUGCUUAUAGGACCUUUGUAGGGAGGCAUAGUUAUCACAUAAGUGACAAACACAUUAAGCACAAUGCUGAUGAUUUAGAGAACUACCUUUUGGAUUUCUUCGAGGGAUCUCCUAAAUCGCUGCAAAAUCCUCAUAGGAGGUAAUAGCAGAUAAGCAGAAUAAUCUCUUCUUCGCCCAAGGCUUCUAUACUCUCAAUCAGGUUAGGGUCCAUGCCAAAACCUGCUAGUUUUUUUCUUUCUUUCUUUCUUUCUUUUCUUUUUUUCCCGGGGAGGGUAAAACUAGGUGAUUUGCUUGCACUCGAUGAUUGGAAAAGUUUUCAUAGUUGUGCUGCUAUUGUACUUUGCUAGGUCAAACACAUUAUAUUGAUCGUCUGUUUGUGCCUCUAUGAAUUGUAAUUUAUGUACAGCAUUGCAUAUCUGAAAAAUGAGAACGUCCUCAGCAAAUAAUUAGUCUAUUAA